UGCCGCCCAAGAAACAAGCGGAGGGAGAGGGCGAGAGAGAAAGAGAAACCAGGCCAGGGACCGACAGCCCGGUGCGGGAGCGCCAGAAGAAGCCGCGCGGAGCCAGUGCCGGUACAGGCCGCAGCCAUGCCCAAGUCGAGGCGGCGAGGAGGGGGGAACCCGCGCGGAGCAUCAGGUGCCCAGCACAGAAACACGCAACCUUUUAGUGAUGAAGAUGCAUCGAUUGAAACUAUGAGCCAUUGUAGUGGCUUCAGUGAUCCAGCUAGCUUCACAGAGGAUGGGCCUGAAGUUGAUGAAGAAGCAACACAAGAAGACUUUGAGUACAAACUAAAGGGACUCAUUGAUCUGACAUUAGACAAGAGUGCAAAGACAAGGCAGUCAGCUCUGGAAGGUCUUAAAAAUGCCUUGAUAUCUAAAAUACUAUAUGAGUUCAUCUUGGAAAGAAGAAUGACUCUAACAGAUAGCAUUGAGCGCUGCAUAAAGAAAGGCAAGAGUGAUGAGCAGUGUGCAGCAGCAGGACUGGCUUGUCUACUUUGUGUGCAGCUGGGCUCAGGAAUUGAAAGUGAAGAAGUCUUUAAGACCCUUGCGCCAGUGCUGAAGAAAAUCCUUGGCGAUGGAGCAGCAAGCAUACAAGCAAGGCAAGCUUGUGCUACCUGCUUGGGAGUUUGUUGCUUUAUUGCCACUGAUGAUAUUACAGAAUUGUAUUCAACUAUGGAAUGUCUGGAAAAUAUUUUCAUCAAAUCCUAUCAGAAAGAAAGAAAUUCAAAUGGAAUUUCCAGCAGCCAGAACACAGUUCUUCAUAUCAGCGCCCUGUUGGCAUGGACCCUGCUGUUGACCAUCUGCCCAAUGAAUGAAGUGAAGAAAAAGCUAGAAAUGCAUUUGCAUAAAUGUCCUCUUCUCUUGUCCUGUGAUGAUGUAAACAUGAGGAUUGCUGCUGGGGAAACCCUGGCCCUUCUCUUUGAAUUAGCAAGAGAAACAGAUGGGGAUUUCUUCUAUGAAGAUAUGGAGCCUCUAACACAGAAAUUGAGGGCUCUGGCAACAGAUGGGAACAAGCACCGUGCCAAAGUAGACAAAAGAAAACAGCGAUCUGUCUUCAGAGAUGUCUUGCGGGCUGUGGAGGAACAUGACUUUCCUACUGAGACAGUCAAAUUUGGACCUGAGCGCAUGUACAUUGACUGCUGGGUUAAAAAACAGACCUAUGAUACUUUCAAGGAAAUUCUAGGAUCAGGGAUGCAGUAUCACUUGCAGUCCAACGAGCUUCUUCGGAAUGUCUUUGAACUUGGCCCACCGCUGAUGCUUGAUGAGGCAUCUCUUAAGACCAUGAAGAUACCCCGUUUUGAAAGACACCUGUACAACUCCGCAGCCUUCAAAGCGAGGACUAAGGCCAGAAGCAAAUGCCGUGAUAAAAGAACAGAUGUUGGUGAAGUGUUCUAGACCAGCGCUUGAAGAUCUCUGAUUUGAUUUCUGUUGAAUCUAAUUCCUGAUAAUGUGUCAUUAUUGCUAUGUUUAACAUGAUAAGGCUUUUAAACCUGUCUUUACAUCUUAGAUGUCUCGCACAUUCAGAGGAACUGAUGUAAUGUAGGCUAUUGAGUAGAUGGGUAUGUACUGUGGGUUGAACAUAAAAUGCGGGGAGGGAAACAUAAAUGGGGGGGACUUCAAGGGGGGGGUAAGAGUGGCUCAUGAAUUUGGCAUUCUUGCAGCACUGUCAGCCACGUGGUGGUGGGACUGCUUUGAUUUAGCUUAGCGUUUUUAGCACACUAAUGAAAUAGGUGAAACCUUCCAUUCAGAAGGCUUUUCUGCGGAGUAAACAUGUUUCUGGACCAAGCUGCUAUUUAGAUAGGUAACCAAAUAUUUUAAAUUUUACAGUGACUUUGUACCACACAGGGGCCCUAAACCUCUGCUUAAGAGUGCUUAAAAUGAUGAAACAUAUACAAAUAUUUAAAAGUUAAUGUUAUGUUACCUUGGAUAAUAAAAACAUCUUUCUCUAAAAACUGCUUUUGUUCAAAACUAUUGAGUUCAUGCAAAAAGGCUUGUCUGUUUAAUAUGAAUAGCUACAAAGGGAUGACAAUUAUUUAAGGUCUAAUAGUGCCUUUAAGAUUUAAAUAAAAUAAAUGUCAGUUUUAAUCUGCA
Molecule: messenger RNA, 2130 nt
Organism: Eublepharis macularius
Lineage: Eukaryota; Metazoa; Chordata; Lepidosauria; Squamata; Eublepharidae
Gene: IFRD1
Product: interferon related developmental regulator 1
Exons: 12
Coding region: 127-1434 (435 amino acids)
Cellular component (GO): nucleus
Source: RefSeq, a predicted model, not a curated record